GUAGUUUUUUGCAGCCUAUGGUUGGGAGCCCUUUGGGAUCAAACGCAUCCAGACUCGGUGAUCAGGGCUGAAUUUGCUGCCAGGCUGGAGUUGGAAAGGUGAAGGAUAAACCUGGCCGCUAUCCCAGCAGCACAGGAAUCAGAAUCAUAGAAUGGUUUCAUUUGGAAGGGAUCUCAAAGCCCAUCCAGUUCCACCCCCUGCCAUGGGCAGGGACACCUCCCACUGGAUCAAGUUGCCCAAAACCUCAUCCAACCUGGCCCUGAACACCUCCAGGGAUGGGGCAGUCAUGCCUUCUCUGGGCAGCGCGGGCCAGGGCCUCGCCAGCCUCACAGGAAAACAUCUCUUCCUAAGAGCUCAUCUCAAUCUCCUCUCUUUCAGCUUAAAACCGUUCCCCCUCAUCCUACCCCUGCUCUCCCUCAUCAAGAGCCACUUUCCAGCUUUCCCGGGGCCCCUUCAGGUACUGGAAGCUGCUCUAAGGUCUCCCCAGAGCCUUCUCUAGGCUAAGCAAGCCCAACUCUCUCGUCCUGUCCUCACAGCAGAGGUGCUCCAGCCCUCAGACCAUCUCCGUGGCCUCCUCUGUACUCGCUCAAACAGCUCCAUGUCCUCCGUGCGCUGAGGAUUCCAGAACUGGAUGCAGGGUUCCAGGUGGGACCUCACCAGAGCAGAGGGACAGAAUCCCCUCCCUCACCCUGCUGGCUGCGCUGCUUCGGAUCCAUUUUCCUCUCCUUUGCCUAUCCCUGGGUUGAGGACAAGGAGCUGGGAGCCCCACGGCCUGGAUAAACCCGGCAACCAGGACUCGAGCCUUCCUCCUUCUGGCAUUGCGAGGCAACAGAUAGGAUAAAGGUGGGAUAAAGAAGGGCUGAGGGGACACCAUGGAUAUCACCUACACAUACACACGCAAACGCAGCGAGUUCGGCCGUCCCUGCAACUUCUCCGAUCGUCCGGGCACCGUCGACGUGGACAUCCAGCCAGACCCCAGCUUGGCCAGAGCCUUCGUGCCCAGGAACCCUGUGGAUGUAGGGGUUCAGCACAGCUGCGAAAUGUCGGAGCAUGAGGUCAACACAGAGCCGGUGGAGGUGGUGUCCCGUGGCAUGAACCAUGUGGAAGGCGGCUGGCCCAAAGACAUCGACCCACAGUCGGUGGAGAAAACCACCCGCUACCGCAAGAAAGUGCAGAAAGAUGAGAACUACAUCACGACCGUCACCCGCCUGGGUGCUCUCAUGGAGCACUAUAUCAAGCAGAACAAUGCCAUCGACAUCUACGAGGAGUACUUUGCAGACGACGACGAUGUGACAGAGCUGCAAGGGGAGCCCCCCGCCGCCAAAACCAUCAAUAUCAUCAGGGAUCCAAAUGCCACCAAGAGGACGGCCACGUGUCUCUCCUGGCAUCCCAACACACACCAGAAACUGGCAGUGGCUUAUUCCAGCCUGGAGUUCCAGCGAAAAGUGAAAGACAUGAGCUUUGACUCAUACAUCUGGGAUCUCGAAAACUCAAAGGAGCCAGAGAUGGUUCUCAAGCCGCCAUCCCCUCUGGUGACCCUGAAAUACAACCCCAAGGACUCGCACCUCUUGCUGGGAGGAUCCUACAGUGGGCUGAUGGGAUACUGGGACACCCGGAAAGGGAGUCUGCCAGUGGAGAUUUCCACCAUAGAGCUUGGCCACAGAGAGCCUGUGUAUGGAGCCUUCUGGCUGGAGUCCAAAACGGGCACCGAGUGUUUCUCAGCUUCCACCGACGGGCAGGUCCUGUGGUGGGACAUCCGCAAGCUGUCUGAGCCCACUGAGAGCCUGAUCUUGGAUAUCACGCGGGAAGGGCUCAAAGACAAGGCUCUGGGUGCCAUCUCAUUGGAAUUUGAGCCCACCAUGCCCAACGAGUUCCUGGUGGGCACAGAGCAAGGCACCAUCAUCUCCUGCAACCGCAAGGCCAAAACCCCCGCCGACAAAAUCAGCAGCACCUUCAGCGGCCACUACGGACCUGUCUACGCAGUGGCCAGGAACCCUUUCCACCCCAGAAUCUUCCUCUCAGUUGGUGACAGGUCUGCUCAGAUCUGGUCGGAUGAGAUCCACGAAUCGUCAAUUCUUGGGACCAAGUACCACCACACCUACUUGAUGGACGGAUGCUGGAGCACGGUGAGACCAACCGUCUUCUUCACAGCUAAAUGGGACGGGACCCUCGACAUCUGGGACUUCCUCUACAAUCAGAAAGAUCCCUCCCUCAGCGUAAAGGUCUGCGACGAGCCCCUCUUCAGCCUGCGCCUGCAGGACAACAGCUCCAUCAUUGCCUGUGGCUCCAAGCUGGGCACCAUCACCCUGCUGCAAACCUCUGGGUUCAGCACACUCCAGAGGAGCGAGAAGGAACAGAGCAGCGAAAUGUUCGAGCGGGAGGUGAGGCGGGAGAAGGUCCUGGCACUUCGGCUCCGGGAGAUGUUGCUGAAGGAGAGCACCAAGUCAGAGCACCAGGAGGUAAAGGUGGAGGAGAAUCCCCAGGAGGUGUUUGAGAGCGUCCGCAAGGAGUUCUUUGAGAUCAUCGAGCAAGAGAAGCAAAGGAGGGCGCAGGCAGAGGCUCAGCACCCCUGUGGCCAGGUCAAAGACCAUGUGGGAGAGGAGGCGGCUGCGAAGGGGGAGGAGAGCCAGCUGCCCAAGGACCAGGAGUAGAAGAAUGCUGCCAAGGUCCGUGCGUUCCAGCUUCACGUUCCUUUCCCCCUCCUUGUUAGGGCUGCUGCCCUGUGGGUUCUGUGGGGACGAGUCUGCUGGCCCCGAGCUGGGCUGAGCUCGUGGCACCUCUGCCUCCAUGGGGUGGUGAGCAGAGCUCCUGCCCCUCUGCCAGUUCUGCUCACAGAAGCCGUAGCUGAGACAGGAGCUGUGGGUGGCACAGGACCCCUCACAUUGGUGAGGGAUGUUCCUUGGCCUUUUGCUCUCUUGGUUUGUUUGUUGUCAUCGUUGUUUUGGUUGAAUAAACAGGAGCUUUCCAUGUUA
Messenger RNA from Cuculus canorus (common cuckoo), 2972 nucleotides. RefSeq names its product dynein axonemal intermediate chain 2 (gene DNAI2). NCBI's taxonomy places the organism in Eukaryota, Metazoa, Chordata, Aves, Cuculiformes, Cuculidae. Gene Ontology annotation, cellular component: outer dynein arm. Gene Ontology annotation, molecular function: dynein light chain binding; dynein heavy chain binding. The record is from RefSeq and is a predicted model, not a curated record. Gene Ontology annotation, biological process: outer dynein arm assembly; cilium movement. The transcript is spliced from 13 exons. Bases 873 to 2651 code for a protein of 592 amino acids.